CUUCUGAAAAAUACUUAUUGAUCAUCUCCAGUCCUGCACCCCAAAGUAGGACAGUCAGAUCAGACUCAUCGGGCUUUGUGGUGUAAACGGGUGGAGAAGAGCAUCGUUUCUUCCACAGUGAGCUAGAAUUACAAGUUUCUAUUUCUGUUUGCCAACAUGAAGCCAGCAGUGGUUCUGCUGGGCCUCAUCCUGCUGCUGGACACCACCUUCUCUGCAGAGGGUAAGUCUUGUGAAUUGUCUGGUUUAAAUGCUGGAUGUGCGAAGGCUAAUAAAUAUUGCAGGUAAUGUCAGUAAAAUUCUAUGCUGUCCAGUAUUAUAAGACGUUUUUAAGGUUAUUGAUGGAAGAUUUCCUCUGGAUUUGACUUGCCAUGGCGUUUCUGAUUUUCUGUUCAUAAAGGAUCAAAUGUUUUUAGUAUAAAAUAUUUUUAAUGUACUACAUAAACACCUUAUAACUGCAAAAAAAUAUCAUAUCAUAGUAUAAAAAAAUCAUAGUGCAGUCUCAAUUCUGAAAAACUGAUGUUAAAAAAAUUGGUGUCUUGCAUAUAAACCCCAUUUUAGCCGAAAAUAAUGCAAGUAGGCUACAACAUAUCAAAUGUCAAAACUGAAUAAAUGUACGGUUUCAGCAAAGAUACUGUUUUAAAUCUGAUGCCAGUGACAUAUUUCUAAUAAUGUGGUACUGGAAUAACAAAAGGCUUUCAGAAGUCGUGUAAUUCUUAAAAUAAAAACAACCAGAGGAACAUCUAAUUCAUGAGGUUAACAUGCCACCGGCUGGGAACAUGACUGGGUAUGAAAAGAGUAAUUUAUAGGUCUCUUGGGAGUGAAAAUGGGAAGACGUUCACCUUUUAGGGAGGAUUUUCCUGAGCAUAGUAUUGUAAAGAAUUUGGGUAUUUAGUCCUGAAAAUAUUCUGAGAAUCUUGAGAAAUGGAGGGAGAAGACCCCCAGGCAUCACUGCAGACAUGACUCUGGAGUGGAAAUCACUGCAUAGGUGACUCAAAAUUACUUUAAAAAAAACAAAAACACGCUGAGUAUCAUCUUGGCAUCCAAAAAUGCAGGUUCAAACUUUGAUGGAAAUUUUCUAACAGGAUACAGAAACACCUAUUUUACUGAUAACUUCUUAAAUGUUUUUGUACAUUAAGGGUUAAAAUACCGUAAACUUCUCUUGAAAAGUAAAGUUUAAAGAAUCCUUGAUUAGUAUGUAGCAGAUCUUUUGUCUCCGUUAAUAAAUGAUCCUCUCACUAUGACCCAGAUUUCUGUGACCCACUGUAAGGGCAUGUCCUAGAUUAAUGAUUUAAAUAUCAUGUAAAUAUAGCAUUUAAAACAAUGAAACAUGGCUACAACAUUAAACUGCUGCGUAUAAUACUCAUUUAAAGAAUCACCAUUCAAUGUGGGGUCGUUUUUUACAAUACUCUAGUUCUUUCACUUCCUCAAGGAAAUGAAAACUUCUUCUAGCACCUGUUGCUUCGUGGUAAAGUCUGACUGGUAUUCUUCAAAAAUAAAAAAAUAAACUACAUUUCCACAGAGUCCUGCGUGAGUCGCUGUGGCUCCUUCGACCCACAGAGGAAAUGUCAGUGUGACUCCAUGUGUGUGUACUACGGAAGCUGCUGUGCCGACUUUGACGCUGUGUGCCCUAAAAAAAGUCAGUACACUCACAGAUCACUACUUCAUACUACUCCAUGAACCAAAUCACAAAUCAAAAAUAAGUUUGAUACUGAAUCUUUUUUCUUCUGCUCUGCCUCCAGUCGCUCGCGGUGAUACCUUUGAGGAAGCAGAGGAACUACCUGAAGCAGUGAUGAAUCCCAACACCACAACUAUCACACCAACUUUCAACACGAUUGCACCAACCACCCCUGCCUCCCCACCGCCCACCACCACACUACAGCCCACACCUCCUGUAGACCCUAAUGCAGCGCCAUGCAGCGGUCGGCCAUUUGAUGCUUUCUUACAGCUGAAGAACGGGUCUAUCUACGCAUUUAGAGGUAAACUAAUCUCAAAACAUUUAAAUACAAAUCUGGACUUCAGUACACUGGACUUUUCAUGUGAUUACUUUUGGAGUUUGAUGUAUGAUACUGAUCGAAAGUCUACCUUUCCUCUAAGGUGAAUAUUUCUUUGAGUUGGAUGACAAGUCCAUACUUCCUGGUUACCCCAAACUUAUUCAGGAUGUCUGGGGGAUCCCUGGGCCCAUUGACGCUGCAUUCACACGCAUCAACUGCCAGGGGAAAUCCUACAUCUUUAAGGUAAAGAGGUCUAUCCCUCAAGAUCGUGAAGGGUUUAGAAGCACAAAUAAAAAGAGAAAGAAAGACAAGAAAGUGCAAUAAACUGUGAAUAAAGGUCCUUACACACCGGGACCGAUGCAAAUAUACAAUAUACGCAAAUUUUGACACGUCUGACUAUACACAUCAAGCGCGAUGUGAUUUUGCAAUAUUCCGAGUAGAAAAAAAGACGCGUCCCGGGUGGAAGCGAGAAGACCGACCCAACAGCAGACUGAUGCUGCGUCCGAAUUGCCAAGUAGUAGUCGAAGUAGUAUGUAGCAUGUCUGAAUAUUUGUCAUAUUUGCCCAAGUAAUCAUUUUAUGAGCAAAUAUGUGGCGACAUCAUGGAGGUAAAGCUCACUUAUUCCAUCAUUAAACUGCACAGCUGCAGUAAUCAGACAGAUCUCAUUGAACAAACGAUCACCACGUGAGUGAAUGAAGGCUAAAAGUAAUGGAAAAGCUACUUUGUGAAUUUCUAAAGCAGUGCAGGAAUAUAAUACAGCAUAUAAUACAAUUACCAUUCAAAGAGUCUAAAACGGGCGCAGUACCUACUCUCUGCCUGCGGGGGUCGUCUUUCCCCACCGCUCGUCUAGUGUGUCCAAAUUGGGCCAACGUGUUUAGUAUGUAGGAGUAGGAUCUAGCAGUUGUAUAUAGCAGUAGUAUGUAGUAUCCGAGCGGGAAAUUCGGACACAGUACGAGUGUUUUUCAGUUCUGAUUAGACUCUAGUGUUGAGAUGUCUGUCUGUCAUGAUAGCAUGGACUGAGUCGGGGCCAGGACCAGAUAAACACAUUAAACUAUAAUCCAUAAACGUAAGGGAACAACCGAGACCUAAUGGUGCUGUGACAGCAACGUGAUUGAGUUUGACACAGUGAAAAUACAUAUGGUAUGUUGUAUCUGAACAGAUUAGCUUACGAGCUAAAGUUACUUAGCACAGAUGAAAGUUCAAACAAAGACGUUUAUCAAACUGUUAAAGCUCACAAACCAUCGUCAUAUGAGAAAUCCGACGCUAUGACUCUCCACAUGUUGUCCUUCAGGUCAUUAUCUUUGUAAUGUUUGUGUCACUUAUCAAAAAUCACUCUGUUCUCCGACACGUAAACAAUCAGCCGGUCGGCCAUGUUGAAUAUACCGGUGAAUCUGACGUCGCAACAACACGAAAUCUGAUUGGUCAGAAGUGGACACACAGUAUGCGAAAGUUUCGAAAAUUCGAAUGUGAUAGGAAAAAAUAAAUGCGCAAUAUCGCAGGACGGGAAAACAUCGCUGAUGUGAACGCUUGUAUUGACAGGAUAUGGAUUUGAAAAAAAUAUUGACGUCCGAAAUAAUCGCAGAACAAAAACGCUCCCGGUGUGAAAGGACCUUAAGGCUUGCAGAUGCAUAAAAUGUUCGAUAUGAAUAGAUGUGUGUUAGUGUCUUCAUGUAACAGCAGCAGCAGCAUCAGACCUAAUGAGUGUGACCUCUUCGAAUUGACUCUGUCUCAGGGGAACAAGUACUGGAGGUUUGACGGAGACGUCUUGGAUGAGGACUACCCCCGGGACAUUUCAGUCGGCUUUGACGGCAUACCGGACGAUAUCGAUGCAGCAUUUGCAAUUCCAGCACCAAGUCACCGAGGCAGAGAGAAAGCCUACUUUUUUAAAGGUAAUCAGCAAAAGAAAACAGCGCAAGUCACUUGUGGAUUUUGGCUUCACUUUAGCACAACAGAAGGAGAUGGAGAUGCGUCAUCAGGUGUACAAGUGCGUCCCAUUCCUCCAAUAAUCAAGAGCGCAGUGCGCUUCAUCUAUACUUUAUCUGACAGUGAGGCUGCAGCUGGGCAGUAUGGUUGAGUUUAAAUCGCACAAUGCGUCAUGUAGGGGACGUUUUUUCCGACUUAAAGAGCUACAAAUUUGCUACUAAAGACAUUUUAAUGUUAAAAAGAUGUUUCAAAAAAGCAAAUGAAACUCCGCUGUUUGUUUCUGUUUUCAGGAGAGAAGUACCACCAGUAUGAAUUCAAGCAGCAGCCCUCGCAUGAAGAGUGUGUCCUCAUGAGCAGGUCCUCUCCAUCGGUGCUGUUCACACGAUACACUGACCUGUUCUGUGAUCAGACGUGGGAGGAUUUAUUUGCUGAGCUCUUUGGAGGCCCCUGUAAGGCUCUGAUGUGUCUAUGUGCUAUUUAGCGCGUCAUCUAUGCGUCUCAAAUUCUUGUUUGACCUUUGUGAAUGACUCCCCCCCAUUGCACAGUUCAUGAUCCUGAUCUUGCUUUUCAGAUAGCAGUCACGACAUAGGGGCACGUUACACCAGCAGGGACUGGCAUGGCAUCAGGUCCCCUGUCGAUGCUGCCAUGGUGGGACGGGUUUACCUCAGUCCCAAACCCACACCAUCCUCUCCUCCACCAUCGAGGAGGCGUGGCAGCCGGAGGAGGAGGCCAAACAGGAGACGCGGACAUCGAGGAAGGCAUAGCCGCCAUGUGUUGUUUGAUGAUUUCUGGGGUUAUGAUGACUGGUUUGACUACAGCCACUUCAGUGACAUGAUGGAAGAGAUGCCCACAGAGGAGCAGAAGAGCACCCCCGUUCAAAACGUGUACUUUUUCAAAAGAGGUACGAACACCUAAGGUCAUUUAUCCAUAAGUCUUAAUGUGUUCAUCAGAAAAAACAAUAACACACUAGAAUAAUGAUGUUAUUUAGAGCUCUUAUUUUUUUGCAUUAUUUUCUUUUCUGAACUGCAGAUAAAUACUACAGAGUGGAUCUGCAGACCAAACGUGUGGACUCUGCCAGCCCUCCUUACCCACGCUCCAUUGCAAAAUACUGGCUGGGCUGCAAACAAGAGGAUACAAGUGAUUCAUCAAGAGCAGAGAAAAAAUAGCCAGAUGAUGGAGUCUAUGAAGAGGAAAUGAUGAGAAAUGUAUAUUGUGUUUCCCUUUUCACAAGUCUAAAGUGUAGUAACAUUGUGGACCUGUAAUGUAGCUACUGCUGUUCUUGUGUUUAAAAAUUUUCUUUCUUUUUAUAGAUUAAAAGGUCAAAGUUCUGCAUGAUUUGACACUGCGACUUACAGUUUUGUUGCUGCACAUUUUAUGUUGUUUAGCUAUCAUAACUACCCUAUUUACCUUAUUACUAACUGUCAAAAUACAUGAACUGCAGACAAACCAGCACUCAAAACAAGUUUUCACACACUUAAAACAGCUCAAAUAUUAAAGGUUCAAGGUUUUGGAUUCUUGUAUAGAUGGUCAAAUCUGGUUCGAUUAAUCUACAUCCAAAAACAAAGCUGCAUUGUAGUCCUGUGACAAUGUUAUUUAUGGAACCUGUAUAUUUGAAGGAGCUGCGCCCUCUGUUGGACAAAAGGGAAGUUAAUCGGACAAUAUGCAUAAUAUCCCAGUUUUAAAGGCUUUUUUUUGUGUCUGUCAAUGGCAUUUAUGUUCUAGAGUCAAUUAAACAAUAAACUUGCCUCCCUUCCAGAAAUACUUCACAAUCUGUCCUUUAGUGUUUUUGGUUGUGGGCCUGUGACAAAUACAAA
This is a messenger RNA of Xyrichtys novacula (pearly razorfish), 5728 nucleotides long. The record is from the annotation of a GenBank genome assembly. NCBI's taxonomy places the organism in Eukaryota, Metazoa, Chordata, Actinopteri, Labriformes, Labridae.